Pelobates fuscus (common spadefoot toad) is the source of this 4701-nucleotide messenger RNA. It is a transcript of the gene SGO2, whose product is annotated as shugoshin 2. Bases 7 to 4011 code for a protein of 1334 amino acids. The transcript has 8 exons. Gene Ontology annotation, biological process: meiotic chromosome segregation; meiotic sister chromatid cohesion. Gene Ontology annotation, cellular component: nucleus; chromosome, centromeric region; kinetochore. The record is from RefSeq and is a predicted model, not a curated record. NCBI's taxonomy places the organism in Eukaryota, Metazoa, Chordata, Amphibia, Anura, Pelobatidae.
UAGAAAAUGGAUCUCCCGUCUAGUUCAUCUCUACCCGCCCUACAAAGCCUUAAGGACCGCAUGCGAGAGAAGAUAAAUGGUUCUUUGAAAAAUGCUAAACUGAGCACUACACUUGCUGCAAAAAUUAAAACAAAGGCAUUGAAUAACUCCUCUAUGCUAAAGAUUUCUCUAAAGCACAAUAACAAAGCUUUGGCGUGUGCUCUGACGGUUGAGCGAGAGAAGGCGAGGAGGCUGGAGAAUGACAAAAUGUUUCUGCAGAAAGAAGUGAAGAUGCUGCAUUUUCAAAAUGCCCUCCUACGCCAAAACCUAAAUAUUGUGAACAGAAUCUUUAAGGAUAUUGACCUUUUCAUGAGUAUUAACUUGCCAACUGGUAUUGAAAUCAGCAGCGAUAUGGAGCAAUCUUUAGAAAUCCAAUCAAAUGAACCAAAAGGUGAUCGUUUAAGCCAACAAAGUACAUUUUCAUCUGACGGUGACCAAGGAUUUGUAUUGACAGGUGUUCCUUUACGGGUUCCCUCCAGUACUGUGUGUGAUCAUAAACCAGACAACCAUUUUCCUUUAGACUCGCUUGUUAAAAACCCUGAAAGUUGCACCACUGUUAAACGGUCAUUGAAUUCCAGUAUUGUGAAGGGCAGGUCUAAUGGUCCUGAAAUAUCCUGCACAUCCACCUGUACAUCUCAAGAAAGCCAUGCCUCAUCAAAUGAAACUCUUGGUGAUGCCAUGUCUUCAAAAGAUAAUGAAAUGCCUAAUGAUAUUCCUGAUUCACCGGAGAAAAAUGCUGUAAACCUAUUUGCUAAUGUAACAAAAAGAAGGAAAUGUUCAACAAUGUCUUGUUCAAGUUCACAAUCUUUAAUAUCUGAUUGUAAUCAAGGCAAAUGCUCUAAUGGCGAAAAUCGGGAAAGUAAUCAUUGCUCACCAACAGAGCAAGUUACUGAUACUACAUUUCAGUUUAACCUAACUUCUCAAGAAAGAAGUGAUGACAUCACAGCAUCUUGCAAUGGUAAUACACAAAUCUAUGGUUAUGGCCACAGUAGCCAACCAUCUCCAACAACCUGCUUAGGUUCUCCAUCUUUAAAAAUGGACAGUGAGCAAGUACAGAAUACAGAAAGAGUUAGUAGGUUUAACGUUCAAUGCAAUCAAGCAACAGAUACUACAGUUCAAUCCAGCAACACUUCUGAAGGAGGAUGUGGUGAGUCUCCAGCAGUGGGUGGAUCUGUUGCUCAAGAGCAAACUGUGUAUGAAGCAGACAUGGAAUUGACUACCACGGACUCUGCUUCCAUAGUUGCCAUUUCAUCUAAAAACAAAACUCGGACCGGCAUAACCAAAUCGGGAAUACCUGUGAAACACAAUGGGACCACUUUAAGAAGGGUUAAGAAUUCAGCACGGAGCAAGACAAAGGCCACAAGUAGCCAAAAAAAUGAAUCUGAAAAUAAGGACGAUAACCUGACCAAAAUCGUUUCAAAAGAUAAAACUCCGUUUGACUUCCACAUCCAAUCUCCGUGUAUUGACCCUUUAACUUCUGAAGUGGAAGAUCAUCAAUUGAGCUCACAUUCCACAUCUUCGAAAACAGAUCACACUGCUCAGCUCUGUAACAAAUCUGAAGGUCGGAAGACCUAUUUAUUAACAGAUUGCAUUAAGCUAGAAAAUGAAAAUGAACCAGUCGCCGAUAUGGUUACGGAGAAUCCAGACUCUCCUGCUAUUCAUGUUCCUGUAUUGUCGUCGCCCAACAAAAUGUUAAAAGUAAAUUUUAAAGAAAACCAUAUUCCUCUAAUUCUAGAAAAGGCGCAAGUAAGAGGAGUAAAGCGUAAAUCUUCUGAAACUACAUCUAAGCUGAAUAAUCCAAAGGGUUCAAAAGGAGCUGAAAAAGAUCGCAGGCAUUCCAAAAAGUUAGGGCGUAAAACAAGCAAACAAAAAAACAAACAGAAAGAUAAUCAAAAAUGCUUGGAGGACAAAGUGCCUUCGGUAGAAGUAGAGCUCGAGAACGUUGAGGGCAUUUCUAACCAGUUCUUGGAUAAUUUUGGAAAUAGAAACCUUUCUCUCAGAAGGGAAACCUACGUUUUAAACCAUGCACAAAUAACUGGUAUCACUGCUUCACAGUCCGUUUCAAGAGAAAAUAAAUUUAGUUGUAGAAGGGAAACCUAUGUAAUUCCUGAACCAACUCCUUUGGAAUUCAGCUUUAUCCAUUCUACUCCUGAAAAAGUGACUGCCAAAGGUCUACCUGGGGCCUCUGUUCCCUCAGUCAUCCCUUAUCAAGUUUCUGAUGCGGAUGUUUUGCUAGAAAAUAAUAAAGACAUAUGUGCUAAAACCAUUAAAAAGGAACCCACAAUGCUGGAAGACAUGGAAAAAGAAAGUCAUACACAUUGUGAGAUGGAGAACACAAUUAAAUGGCCCAUGCAAAGUGACAUUAAAAAUUCAACUUUGGUUUUGCAAGAGGACAAGAGAAAAACCAUUAUUUUACCUAAUGAGAAAGCUACUACACUUGUUCAGGAAAGUCUGGUGGGCUUACCAUUAAACAAGACUCACAAGCAAAUUGGAAUGGGUUAUUUGACAAAUGAACAAGACUCCUUUAUGCUCGACAUGGUUAGUGAAUCUGUACUUGAAACAGUUCCUGUAUUGUCGUCGCCCAACCAAAUGUUAAAAGUAAAUUUUAAAGAAAACCAUAUUCCUCUAAUUCUAGAAAAAGCGCAGGUAAGAGGAGUAAAGCGUAAAUCUUCUGAAACUACAUCUAAGCUGAAUAAUCCAAAGGGUUCAAAAGGAGCUGAAAAAGAUCGCAGGCAUUCCAAAAAGUUAGGGCGUAAAACAAGCAAACAAAAAAACAAACAGAAAGAUAAUCAAAAAUGCUUGGUGGACAAAGUGCCUUCGGUAGAAGUAGAGCUCAAGAACGUUGAGGGCAUUUCUAACCAGUUCUUGGAUAAUUUUGGAAAUAGAAACCCUUCUCUCAGAAGGGAAACCUACGUUUUAAACCAUGCACAAAUAACUGGUAUCCCUGCUUCACAGUCCGUUUCAAGAGAAAAUAAAUUUAGUUGUAGAAGGAAAGCCUAUGUAAUUCCUGAACCAACUCCUUUGGAAUUCAGUUUUAUCUAUUCUACUCCUGAAAAAGUGACUGCCAAAGGUCUACCUGGGGCCUCUGUUCCUUCAGUCAUCCCUUAUCAAGUUUCUGUUGCGGGUGUUUUGCUAGAAAAUAAUAAAGACAUAUGUGCUAAAACCAUUAAAAAGGAACCCAAAAUGCUGGAAGACGUGGAAAAAGAAAGUCAUACACAUUGUGAGAUGGAGAACACAAUUAAAUGGCCCAUGCAAAGUGACAUUAAAAAUUCAACUUUGGUUUUGCAAGAGGACAAGAGAAAAACAAUUAUUUUACCUAAUGAGAAAGCUACUACACUUGUUCAGGAAAGUCUGGUGGGCUUACCAUUAAACAAGACUCACAAGCAAAUUGGAAUGGGAUAUUUGACAAAUGAACAAGACUCCUUUAUGCUCGACAUGGUUAGUGAAUCUGUACUUGAAACAAUGAUUGAAAGUCCAAGUUUUGUACGUGUCUCCUCUGUUACAAAUGGUGAAAACUCAUUAUUUAUAAAGGAGAGGUCCUUUGACAAUAUUGCUCUUGUAGAACUUCCUGGGACAGAGGAUGUGUCCCACCAGUCAGUGAAUUUUGGUCCCCUUGAUGAAACCAACUGCAACGAACCACAAGCAUAUGAAGGAAUGGAUGAUCUGCAGUGUGAAGACUUUAACCAAAGUCUGAGCAACCAAGGAACAGCAACAAAACCUUUGAAAGAUUUGACAAACACCAACUUUGGUUACAUCAAACAAUCCCCAAAGGCUUGCUCAGAAGAGGAAGACCAGUCAAAUGGCUUUACUAGAAGGCGACGUAAUCCAGUCAACUACAAAGAGCCAAACUUGUUGAGAAAGAUGAGGCGCGAAGAGGAAUCCAUAUUUGCAGAUCUCCAGAAUUAUCCAAAGUGCAAAGGAAAACGGAAAAAAAAUGUAAAGAGAGAGGUUUCUGGGCAGAAAAGUGCCUGAGCGAAGAUUAGAUUUAAGCUUCCACCUUUUUAUUUCUUUUUUUUUUUUAAUGUCUCUGCACGUUUUCUUCAUAGAUGUUUGUCAUGUGAGGGGUAUUGCUGGUAUUCAAAUGAGGGUAGUGUUCAGUAUGGUGAGGUUUAUAUAGGAAGCAUGGCGGGCUUGCAUUAUUUUGCAAGGUUAGGGUUACUUAUAUCGACGGCACAAAGCCUUCUUUUUGUUUAAAUUUUUCAGAUGGCGAUCUCGAAGUCAACUCCUUUUUCAAGUUAGAAACAUAAAGGCUUUGUUAUCUUUAUCUUUUGGCCACGUUAUAAGGACCUGUAGGUGAUAUUACGUGAAGGUGGUUACACGGUUAUCGCUCCACUAUUACAUUGUAUCCACAAGUCUGUACGUGUCCAUUGUCUAUAACUUUUCUCCUUUUUGUGCCCUCUGGACUUUAAGUCCAUUGGUUGUUUUUGUGUAUAUUUUUCGGUUUAAGCUUUGCCCAACAUAAUAAAUAAAAUUUACCCUUGUAUAUUCUUUCCAUGACUGUGUUGUUACGAGAUCUGCAUCUCGCUUAUUUAUGUGUCCCUGUUGCUUGCUUCAUAAAACAAAUCUGAUUUUAAGUCUGGAAUUCUGACCGCUCAAAGCUGAAAUGUAUCUUCAUUGGAAUAAUCUAGCAUGUAAAAAAAGUGGUUUAAAGAUCUCUGGAUA